Molecule: messenger RNA, 1453 nt
Organism: Panicum virgatum (switchgrass)
Lineage: Eukaryota; Viridiplantae; Streptophyta; Magnoliopsida; Poales; Poaceae
Product: probable ribosome-binding factor A, chloroplastic
Exons: 4
Coding region: 75-698 (207 amino acids)
Biological process (GO): ribosome biogenesis; rRNA processing
Molecular function (GO): ribosomal small subunit binding
Source: RefSeq, a predicted model, not a curated record
CGACCCAACAACACUAUCCCCUUCGCCUCUCCCACUCCCACCCGCGCUCUCGACGAUCGAAGCUUCCGUCCGCGAUGUUGCCGUGCCGCCCGCUGGCGCCGCCGCCGCUGCCUCGUGCUCUAACCUUCGCGCGGGUCCCGCCGUCGUUGCUGCGGCCGCCGCCCUUGUCGCUGCGCGUGGUGCGGUGCAUGGCGAAGGAGCGGCGGGUGCGGAUGGUGGCGAAGCAGAUCCAGCGGGAGCUCGCCGACAUGCUCACGCGCGACCCCGUCCUGCAGCGCGCGGUCCUCCCCGAGGCCGCGCUCGGCGCCGACCGGUACCUCUCCUCCCUAACCACCAUCGCCGACGUCGAGCUCUCCAACGACCUCCAGGUGUGCAAGGUGUACGUGUCCGUGUUUGGAGACGAGAGGGGGAAGAAGGUGGCCAUUGAUGGCCUCAAGGCCAAGACCAAGUAUGUCAGGAGCCAGAUAGGCAAGCGGAUGAAACUGCGCCUGACGCCAGAGAUACGGUUCAUCGAGGAUGAGUCCAUGGAGCGUGGAAGCAGGAUCCUUGCUAUACUUGACAAACUGAAGGAGGAAAGGGAGCAACAAGAAGGAAAAGAUGGAGAGGAAGAUGGAGAAGGUUCAUAUAUAUCAGAAGAAGAAGAUGGUAACUGGGAUGCAGACGAGCCAGAUGAGGAGGACAUCAUUUAUGUAAAAUAGCCACGUUUUCUAGGAACUUGGUCAUCAUUCAUCCUACCACAGAACACUGCAGUUUGCUUCGGAGUUCAAUCCAGUGAAGUUUGUAACUCACUGCUCACCUGCUUGCCGAAGCGCUCCGAAGUAUCUCAGCAUUUGAAGGGCUUUGCCUUUGCAGAGCCAACUCUUUUGCCAAUUGUAGCGGGUCAUACCACACUCCUGCUGCCGAUUAGAAGCUGGUCACAUCCUUUCUUCAUGGAUCAUCAACGAGGAGGAUAUUUUAAAGAGGACUCCUGAAGAUAUAUAAUCAUUUUUCUGUCCAUUGGAUCUGAUAUCUGACCAUCAAUGCAAGCUAGUUUUGACUGAUGUUCAUUUCUGUGUUAUGUUAACUAGCACUCGUAAUGUGUAUCUUUCUAAUUUCCCCCGAGCGUCUCACUAGUUAUCUUGCUGUGUUUCAGUCUCCAAUUUCUUCUAUAAUUUGUAAGGGUGUCAAUUAGUGACCCUCAGGUGCACCUCCAACCCUCUUUAGUUCAAAAUUUUAUACCAAUACUCCAAAAUCAGAUCUCAUUUUAGAAAAUUAGUACAAAACUUUGAACUAAAAAGAGUUGGAGGGGCAUCUAAGGGUCACCAAUUUGCACCUCUGAUAAUUUGGGUACAGUCUUUACCUCUUUCUCUAAGACAUUAUGUAAUAGGGUAGCAUCAGUAUUAUUUGAUGAUAAACGAGCACUUUCUCAUCUGAGCUAGUACAAGAAAAUGAUCUGGGCAAAGUUACAAAUGUA